AUGGCAUUCCUUUUCAUCAAGCAGAAGCUCUUCCCAACCAAGGGAUCAGACAAGAUGGAUACAGGCAAACGCCUUCUCACCCGCAUGGACGACGAUGACACCAUCCGCGGUGACCCCUCCGACCAAGACCUCGAGUCUCAAAGCGGCCGCUCCUAUGAUACCUUCGGACGGUGCAACAGCCACGACGAAUCAACAGCCACAAUGAUGAGCAGCAGCAGCAGCACACGCGCACGCAUCAACCCGCGCAUCGUCUCAGAUGCUAUUCUCGGCCUCUCGGAUGGCCUGACCGUACCAUUCGCCCUGAGCGCAGGUCUCUCCGCACUGGGAAACACAAAGGUGGUCGUAUUAGGCGGACUCGCCGAGCUGGCAGCCGGAGCCAUCUCCAUGGGACUUGGUGGAUACGUUGGCGCAAAGAGUGAAGCGGAAUCAUAUGAAGCCACCGUCCGAGAAACACAACACUUGAUCGAAACAGACCCGCAAGAGACCAAUGCCAUGGUGCACGAAACAUUCUCUCCGUACGGUCUCUCCGACUCGGCAAUCGCAGAUAUCACACAAGACUUGCAUGCAUCUAAAGACCGGCUUCUCGAGUUCCUGCUUGCUUUCCACCACCGCGAGGCUGCGCCCGAUUGUAAUCAGGCCUGGACCUCGGCGAUCACGCUCGCGCUGGGCUAUUUCAUUGGCGGGUUCAUUCCGCUGAUCCCGUACUUCAUUGUCACGCAAGUCAUGGUUGCUCUGUACUGGAGUAUCGGUGUCAUGGCGAUUACCUUGCUUGUGUUUGGGUAUGUCAAGACCUGUGUUGUGCGCGGCUGGUCUGGCCGGGCCAAUAUAAUGGCUGGUAUUUGGGGUGGAGUCCAGAUGUGUUGCGUCGGAGGUGUCGCUGCGGGUGCUGCGAUCGGACUGGUUCAGUUGAUUGAUACUGGCAGUGUUUAA
Penicillium paradoxum is the source of this 930-nucleotide messenger RNA. Its product is annotated as VIT1/CCC1 transporter family protein. Gene Ontology annotation, biological process: intracellular manganese ion homeostasis. Gene Ontology annotation, molecular function: iron ion transmembrane transporter activity; manganese ion transmembrane transporter activity. The coding region runs from base 1 to 930 and encodes 309 amino acids. Gene Ontology annotation, cellular component: fungal-type vacuole membrane. The transcript is spliced from 3 exons. The record is from RefSeq and is a predicted model, not a curated record. Lineage: Eukaryota; Fungi; Ascomycota; Eurotiomycetes; Eurotiales; Aspergillaceae.